GGGUACUGCUGCCCUCCUCCUCCGCCGCCGCUUUUCUUCUUUCCCCCCCGCACCCCGCUCUCCGAUCCCGCCCCACCGGGCUGACAGCGCCGGGCGGCUGCCGCCCGUGGCCGAGGCUGGCGGCGAGAGGCCGCCGACCCGCCGGCAGCGGUGGUUGGGAGGCUCUGGGCGCUAGUGUGCCGAGAGCCGGGCGCUCCGGCGGGACCGACAGCGGAUCGUAGCCGGGGCCGCGGCGGUGCUUGCCCGAGCCGAGCGUGCCCAGCCCUCUGUACCAGCCCGCGGGCCGGCAGUCAUGCACGCGCCGCGUUUUGAAGCUCUGUGCGAAACUCCGGCAGUGGCCCAGGCGAGGAGGAGUUAGCUGGCCUGGGGAGAUGUUUUAGCUGCUGCUGCUGCGCCAGCUGCCUGCCGAGUGGGGACCCUGGUGGGCGACAGCCUGAGGCCAGGGGGGCUAAAGGACCAGCAGGAGCCGUCCCUGGCGGAGGCAAGCGUUUGUAGAAAGAACAUCAACAGCUUUUUGCUAAUGAAGAGCCAGUUGUUACCACCAACGUAUACAUAAAAUGGAAAAGAAACAGACUCCAGAAAACAACUUCUGUUUCAGCCUUGCAAGAUGCUGCAUGAAGUGCAUAAAGAAGUUUAAGUGACUGCUCUGCUUGAUGAAAAUGGUGGACACCGAAAACCAGCUCUAUCCCCUUACUCCCUUGGAAGAGGAUGAUAUAGGCAGUCCUUUAUCUGGAGAGUUCCUACAAGAUAUGGAAAACAUUCAAGACCUCUCUCAGUCACUAGGUGAUGAUAGCUCUGGAGCUUUAAGUUUAACAGAAUUCCAGUCACUGGGAAAUGGCCCAGGAUCUGAUGGAUCGGUUAUAACAGACACUCUUUCACCAGCAUCCAGUCCUUCAUCCAUUAAUUUUGCCACAGCUCCAGGUAGCAUAGAUGAAUCACCCAGUGGAGCAUUAAACAUUGAAUGUAGAAUUUGUGGGGAUAAAGCCUCAGGCUACCAUUACGGAGUACAUGCUUGUGAAGGUUGUAAGGGUUUUUUUAGAAGAACAAUUCGUUUAAAACUCAUCUAUGAUAAGUGUGAUCGCAACUGCAAAAUUCAGAAAAAAAAUCGUAAUAAGUGCCAAUACUGUCGUUUUCAAAAGUGCCUUUCAGUUGGAAUGUCACAUAAUGCAAUACGUUUCGGACGAAUGCCAAGGUCUGAGAAGGCCAAGUUAAAAGCAGAAAUUCUAACAGGUGAAAGUUACGUAGAAGAUUCAGAAAUGGCAGAUCUUAAAUCACUUGCCAAAAGAAUUCACGACGCUUACCUGAAAAACUUCAAUAUGAACAAGGUUAAAGCCAGAAUCAUCCUUGCAGGCAAGACUAAUAACAAUCCGCCAUUUGUUAUACAUGAUAUGGAUACCUUGUGUAUGGCAGAGAAGACCCUGGUGGCAAAAUUGGUAGCCAAUGGAAUUCAGAACAAGGAAGCAGAAGUUCGAAUCUUCCACUGCUGCCAGUGUACGUCUGUAGAGACUGUCACAGAACUUACGGAAUUUGCCAAAUCUAUCCCUGGCUUCUCCAGUCUUGACUUGAAUGAUCAGGUGACAUUGUUAAAAUACGGAGUUUAUGAAGCCAUAUUUGCCAUGUUAGCAUCUGUAAUGAACAAGGACGGGAUGCUGGUAGCCUACGGAAACGGCUUCAUAACCCGGGAGUUCCUGAAAAGCCUGAGAAAGCCAUUCUGUGACAUAAUGGAGCCAAAAUUUGAUUUUGCAAUGAAAUUCAAUGCACUAGAAUUGGAUGACAGUGAUAUAUCCCUUUUUGUUGCUGCCAUCAUUUGCUGUGGAGAUCGUCCUGGUCUUGUAAAUGUGGGACACAUCGAAAAAAUGCAGGAGAGCAUUGUGCAUGUACUGAAACUUCACUUGCAAACCAACCAUCCUGACGACACCUUCCUCUUCCCAAAACUUCUCCAAAAAAUGGCUGACCUCCGACAGCUUGUCACGGAGCAUGCUCAGCUUGUUCAGAUAAUCAAGAAGACUGAAUCUGAUGCACAUUUACACCCUUUACUACAGGAAAUCUACAGGGAUAUGUAUUAAGGAUUUUUAAUUUUUUUUUCCACAAUAUUUAAAGACAAGAGCAAUACUAAUAACAGAUGGGAGCAAAAUUACUUGCACAGUUAUCUGCUGUUCACUCAAUCCAGAGCAUGAAAAAUCUAAAGGCUGGGUAACUGGAGUGUUACACUUCUUUUGGUUUGGGAUCUUCUGUCUUCUUUUUUGAAAGAGUUCUGCAGAAAAAUACUGCUAAUGGAGCUCAUGAAAUGUCUUACAAUGGUUCUUUUAUUUGCAAAUUCAAAGAUUGGUAAGGAAUAUAUGUUUAUAUAAUAAAUCAGAAUGUUAAGUAAUGGAAAUGAACAAAAUUGCAUUUCCUCUUGGCGUAGUCAUUUUAGAAUUAAUACAUAAAAUUCAGCAACUUCUCUCCAGGUAAUUGCACAAUCAUAAAGUUUAUGCACUGUUGGCUAAUGGUAAUUACUGAGAACCAGCUAACACUUUUUCUUACAGCUGUCAGUCUAGGUGUAUCGAAUGGUUGGACAUUACUGUACAUACACUUUUAAACAUUUGAAAGACCUUUCAUCUGCUACUUCUUUAAUACUGAGAAAUGCAGUAUAGCUUCCUAGAGUAUGACGUUGGUAUACCUUACGAUUCUGUUAUGAAAUGACAUGAAAUCUGGAGUUAUCUGAAGUACAGCAGAGAUGCUUCAUUCAGGUGUUUCUUGAAGAUCAAAUGUGCUAAAGGGAUGGAAUGCUAUUUUUUUCAAAAGCGUUUUAAGGAAAUAUGAAAAUGUCCUUGAGAAGAAAUAUUAUACCAGGCACGUUUCGGAAAAUUUGUGAUGGUACUUUGACUUAAAAAUACUGUUUUGAAUUAGCAAGAGUUUUGGAGAGACUGAAAAAUCUGAUCCUAGCCCAGAAAAAAUAAUUUCAACUACGCAGCAUUCUCGUUCAGUGAUAGCUUACUCCAAAGUAACAAUUGUAUAGGAAAGGCACCCUCUUUCUCGACAAGUAUCUUGGCAGUAUAGAGUUGUCUGGACCUUUUUACUUUU
Messenger RNA from Colius striatus (speckled mousebird), 3066 nucleotides. It is a transcript of the gene PPARA, whose product is annotated as peroxisome proliferator activated receptor alpha. The coding region runs from base 654 to 2066 and encodes 470 amino acids. Gene Ontology annotation, cellular component: nucleus. Gene Ontology annotation, molecular function: zinc ion binding; nuclear receptor activity; RNA polymerase II cis-regulatory region sequence-specific DNA binding. Lineage: Eukaryota; Metazoa; Chordata; Aves; Coliiformes; Coliidae. Gene Ontology annotation, biological process: regulation of lipid metabolic process; negative regulation of transcription by RNA polymerase II; positive regulation of transcription by RNA polymerase II. The transcript is spliced from 9 exons. The record is from RefSeq and is a predicted model, not a curated record.